This is a messenger RNA of Phoenix dactylifera (date palm), 1348 nucleotides long. RefSeq names its product GDSL esterase/lipase At5g55050-like. NCBI's taxonomy places the organism in Eukaryota, Viridiplantae, Streptophyta, Magnoliopsida, Arecales, Arecaceae. The record is from RefSeq and is a predicted model, not a curated record. Gene Ontology annotation, molecular function: hydrolase activity, acting on ester bonds.
AAUAGCGUGAGAGCUUAGAAGAAGCAGCCAUGGCGUCAGUUGCUGCUCUUCUCCUUGCUCUUUUCUUUUCUAUAUCUGCGAGUGGGAAUGCUCAGCCAAAGGUUCCGGCGAUCUAUGUGUUCGGCGACUCCACGGCGGACGUCGGAAACAACAACUACCUGCCGGGGAAUAAUGCCAAGGCCAACUUUCCUCAUUACGGCAUCGACUUCCCGCACUCCAGGCCGACCGGGAGGUUCAGCAACGGCUUCAACGGCAUUGACUUCUUGGCCGGUCACAUGGGCUUCCGAAGGAGUCCGCCACCAUAUCUUUCCCUCACAAACAAGACCAGCCAUGGAAUUCUUAAGGGCCUGAGAGGAGUAAACUUCGCUUCUGCAGGAUCUGGAAUUCUUGAUUCCACUGGAACUACCAUCAGUAUGACAAAACAGAUCAAAUAUUUUGCCACCAUAAGAUCAAGAAUUGCAGCACGACUGAACACGGAGAGAACCAACGAUGUACUCUCAAAAUCUAUCUUCCUCAUCAGCUCCGGGAGCAAUGACCUCUCCGCCUUUUUUCGACAAAACAAUGCACCAAACAACACGCAAAAGGAACAGUUCUACAACACUCUCAUCUACAACUACAAAAACCAUAUCGAGGCAUUGUACGACUUGGGAGCAAGGAAGUUUGGGAUAAUCGACGUUGCACCCAUCGGUUGCUGCCCGUCCUCGAGAGUUUUGCACCCUUUGGGAGAUUGCAUCGCCGUCUUGAAUGAUUUGGCCGUUGGUGCUAAUGAUGCCGUCAAAGUUAUGUUAAGCAAUCUUCACGCGACAUUGAAGGGGAUGAAGUACUCACUCGGGAGUUCUCAUGCAGUGGUGUCAAAUAUUAUAGCUGAUCCAGGAGCAGCUGGGUAUAAAGAGGUCCAAAGUGCAUGCUGUGGAGGUGGUAAGUUGAAUGCAGUAUCCGGUUGCAUGCCGAACGCUACUUACUGUGACAACCGCAAAGAAUACCUCUUUUGGGACGAUGGACAUCCUACCCAGGGUGCAUCCAAGAAGGUAGGCCUUGCCAUCUACCAUGGAUCACUGCAGUAUGCCAGCCCUAUCAACUUCAAGCAGUUGGUCGAGGAUGAUGGUUAGAAAUGAAGUUGGUGUAUUAUUCAACUAAGCAAGUAGCUAGCCAUUAUUGUUGGGAAAUUAUAAUUGCAACAUGACAGUCUAAUUGCUAUCAGGGAUGAUGGCGUCUGCAGAAAUAAAUAAGGGUUAUGAUUUUGACUGGUGCAUGCACUACUAAAAUUCUUACCAAUGAAGUAUAACAGGACAAUGUCCACAUUUGCAUUGCUAAACUAAUUCAAAAGAUUGUUCAAGGGAUGGACGUA